UGUUCAAACGUCGGAGAUCAUUUUAACUAGAGCCGUUUUCAACCUUUCUUUAACCGAUUCAAAUGGUUUCGGAGUGAUGUCUGUGUUUUAUCACCUGUAAGGGACAUUCGGUAAUUGUGGAUAAUAGUUUUUUCCUGCUAAUUUUCCAGGGGGGCAGUUCGAACAGAACAAUGAAAUGGCAAGCGCUGUUGUUUUCCUUGGUCUUUUAUCUCGGUCCAGUCAUCGGCCAAAUCAGCUACUCUAUUCCCGAGGAGAUGCCGAGUGGCUCUUUAGUCGGUAAUAUUGCCCAGGAUUUGGGUUUGGAUACAAAACGACUGAAAUCUGGAAGAGCUCGCGUUUAUACGGGAGACGGUGUGGAAUAUAUUGAGCUAAACGGGGAACGCGGACUUCUUCUAAUCAAAGAGAGGAUCGACAGAGAAGCGCUUUGCAGGCAGACAACACCUUGUGCUUUACAUUUUCAGAUCAUUUUAGAAAACCCUAUGGAGUUUUACAGUGUCACAGUCGAGAUUAUAGACAUAAAUGACAACCCCCCCACCUUUGAGAAAAGCGAGGUAACCUUUAAAAUCAGUGAAUCUGCUGUAAUCGGAGGAAAAUUUGUUCUGGACAGAGCAAUUGAUCUUGAUGUCGGCAAAAAUGGUCUUCAGAAAUAUGAGCUUAAACCUACCGAUAAUUUUGUACUGAAAGGGGACAGUCAAGGUAGUGGAACGGAAAAGGCUGAAAUGAUUUUACAGAAGCCUCUUGACAGAGAAAAGGAAGAGUCGAUAUCACUAGUUCUAACAGCCUUUGAUGGCGGAGAUCCGCAAAUGUCAGGUACAAUUCGAAUUUUCAUC
Molecule: messenger RNA, 830 nt
Organism: Pundamilia nyererei
Lineage: Eukaryota; Metazoa; Chordata; Actinopteri; Cichliformes; Cichlidae
Product: protocadherin beta-18-like
Exons: 1
Biological process (GO): homophilic cell-cell adhesion
Cellular component (GO): plasma membrane
Molecular function (GO): calcium ion binding
Source: RefSeq, a predicted model, not a curated record